AUGGAAGUCAUAGAGGAAGAUCUCGAAUAUAUCAAUUACCCAUUUGAUGAAUUAUCAAAGAAAGAACAAAAAAUUGAAACUCGUAGAUACACAUCGGUAAGAGAAUGCCUCACCAAUAAAAUAACGAAUGAGUCCUUAGCAAUCAAUAGAAUAAAGAAAAAUGCUCAACAAUAUUUAACCUCCCUCAUAAAUAAGUACAAUUCUAUUUAUAACGAUAGUGCCACUUUAAAUGAAUAUUUCAACACUAAAAGGUUAAAUAAUAACCAUGAUUUAACAAAUGUUCAGGAAUCAACCAGAUUGCACAUUGAAAUGUCCCAAGCCGUUGAAGCAUCAGAGGGGAUGAUUGCAGAUAUGGAAGAUGAGUUCAUAACGAACAUAGAAGUAGACAUAAGUGCUUUACAAAAUAGCUCAGACAGAUUAAAAUAG
Plasmodium inui San Antonio 1 is the source of this 426-nucleotide messenger RNA. RefSeq lists its product as hypothetical. Lineage: Eukaryota; Apicomplexa; Aconoidasida; Haemosporida; Plasmodiidae. The transcript has a single exon. The coding region runs from base 1 to 426 and encodes 141 amino acids. The record is from RefSeq and is a predicted model, not a curated record.